CAUCACACUCAGAGACACAGUCGUAUCCGUUCCGAUCAAGUCCCUCCAUAGCUCCCACCCACUCAAAACUCUAACCCUCACAUUCAUCCCAAACCCUAGAUUCGCCAAAACCCAACCGGACUAAUCAAGUGCCUUAUGGCGGAGGAGGAGGUUGUGGUAGCCGCGGAGAGCCCUAUGCCGUCGGAUCACAAGCGCAAGCUCGAGGAUUUGGAGCCUAAAGCAGCACCGGAAAUAGUUGAGCUCGACUCCAACGGUCCCGAUGACGCGAAUGCAGAGCCUGAUUGCACCGAAGAAGUCGAUGUAUCGCCGUCCGAUAAAUCAGAAGCGAAGAGGCCUCGCCUUGAUGACAAGCCCGACGGAAUAGCUAGUGAGAAUGGCCACCAAGAGGAGAAGGUAGAUGAGCCCAAAAAGGAGAAUGAGGAUCAGCCAAGUGUAGAUAGCGGUGACUUGGAGGUCCCCCAACCUGCGUCUGUGGAAGUUACCGAAGCAGUGACCGACGAGCAAAAGUCUGAAGUUAAUGAACUACAGAAUGGCAUGAAUAGUGAGCCGAGUGACACCCAAAAUCAUGCUGAGAAUUCUGUGGCGGAAAAAGCUGAGGAACCCUCUCAAGGGGAGUCUCAACCACACUAUGCAGAGGAACCUCAGCAAGGUGAUGCUUACUCUGCGCAACAAGAACAGCCUUCUGUGAGUGAGACUGUGACGCACAAAAUGGAGGUUCCUAAUAAUAAGGUUGGGGUUUUAAUUGGCAAGUCGGGGGAUACUAUACGGUACUUGCAAUACAAUUCUGGAGCAAAGAUUCAAAUCACAAGGGAUUCCGAUGCAGAUCCAUAUUCUGCAACCAGGCCAGUGGAGAUAAUAGGAACUUUGGAUAAUAUAAGCAAAGCAGAGAAACUGAUAAAUGCUGUUAUUGCCGAGGCUGAUGCAGGGGGUUCUCCUUCUUUGGUUGCUAGAGGCGUUGCUACUGCACUGGCUGUUGCAGCAGCAGAACAAAUUCAGAUUCAAGUUCCGAAUGAGAAGGUUGGUUUGAUAAUUGGCAGAGGUGGAGAGACCAUUAAAGGUCUGCAGACCCGAUCAGGGGCACGCAUCCAGGUAUUGAUACCCCAACAUCUUCCGGAGGGGGAUGAAUCUAAAGAAAGGACUGUCCGAGUUACUGGUGAUAAGAAGCAGAUUGAAGUUGCAAGAGAAUUGAUAAAGGAAGUUAUGAAUCAGACUGUGAGGCCAUCAGCUCUCUCCAGUGGUUUUAAUCAUCAGGGUUAUCGCCCCCAUGGACCAGGUGGUUCCCAAUGGGCUCCGCGAGGGCCUCAUCUACCUCAGCCAUCUUCGUAUGAUUAUCCGCAACGAGGACCUUAUCCAUCCCAUAAUCCUCAGUACCCUCCUGCUUAUGGGGGUUAUCCUCAACAUAUGGGUCCAAGAAGUGGCUAUGGUUCUGGUUGGGAGCAAAGGCCACCUUCUAGCAUGCCACAUGGUGGUGGUUAUAAUUACUAUGGUGGACAAGUAGCUGAUGCCCCAGUAUCUGCCCAACAUUCUGCUCCCGUUCCUUCUCAUGCUCCUGGCCCAUCUCCUAACCCUGCAAUGGGUGCACCGUCCCAAGCAAAUUACAAUUAUGGGCAGCCACAUGGUCCAGAUUAUGGUCAUCCGGCACCUUAUUCCCAGGCUGCACCUCCUCAGCAUAACUAUGGGCAUGGAUACGAAGAACCAAAAUAUGAUAAUCAUGCUCCAACGCAGCACCCUUAUGCAGGAUAUGCACCUUCCCAGCAAUAUCCACAAACUGGAGCUCAUCCAGGUUAUGGUCCACAGCAGCAUUACAGCAAGCCACCACCAUACGGCAUGCCAUCACAAGCUCCAACUCCUCAGUCUUAUGGCCCUCCUAGGGCUAAUCAACCAGGAGAUGCAGUUUAUCAGGGUUCUGCACCACCUCACUCAUAUGGUCCGAAUGUUCUAGCUCAACAGUCAUAUCCAUAUGCAUCCAGUGGACCUGCUCAGCAGACGUAUCCUGCAUAUGGUUCUGCACCAGCUGCUGAUGGGUACAGUCAGCCACCACCCGCUUCUGGCUCAGGUUAUCCACAACAAGGCGGGCAACCUGUUAGCUAUGGCCAGCCUGGUGCACAGCAGGCAGCUGGCGGCUAUGGACAGGCAGCUCCUACUGCAGGGUACGCACAAUACCCAUCUUCUCAACAAGGUUACGCUGAGCAGGCUGCUCCAAAUGCAGCAGGUUACGGGUACCAGGGGUCUCAAGACCCUGGAUAUGGAGCUGCCCCUGCAGCAUCAUAUGGUGCACCAGCGGCUGCGCAGCCAGGUUAUACUCAAUCGGCAGCUCAACAAAAUUAUGAUCAGUCAAUCCCCCAGUCCGCCGGUUAUGGAGCUGCACCACCAGCUGCAUCAGCUGGUUAUGGGAAGACGGUGUCUCCUCAGCCUGGUUAUCCCCAGUACGACUCGAGCCAAAUGUAUGCUGCUGCACCUCGUUGAAUAUUAGACUAAUCUUGUUUCUUUUGUCAUAAUUUCAUGUUGUUGUUUGAUGCCAGACUCCUUUUCCCAGUCGUAGUUAGGCCUAAUCAGACUGGAUCGCCGAACUUUUGCGCUUACUGUGUUUCUAUUGAUGUAAUGCAGCGCUAAUGCUUUAUUAAAUUGUGAACCUUAACGAGGGAAUGAGAACGAAAAUCGUCCCUGUAUGUGAAUUUCUUUUUCAUUA
Molecule: messenger RNA, 2689 nt
Organism: Malus domestica (apple)
Lineage: Eukaryota; Viridiplantae; Streptophyta; Magnoliopsida; Rosales; Rosaceae
Product: flowering locus K homology domain
Biological process (GO): regulation of gene expression
Cellular component (GO): cytoplasm
Molecular function (GO): mRNA binding
Source: RefSeq, a predicted model, not a curated record